Cutaneotrichosporon cavernicola is the source of this 450-nucleotide messenger RNA. RefSeq lists its product as uncharacterized. The transcript is spliced from 2 exons. NCBI's taxonomy places the organism in Eukaryota, Fungi, Basidiomycota, Tremellomycetes, Trichosporonales, Trichosporonaceae. The coding region runs from base 1 to 450 and encodes 149 amino acids. The record is from RefSeq and is a predicted model, not a curated record.
AUGCGCUUCCUCAUUCUCCUUCCUUUCCUCUUCAGAGUGCUUGCCGUUCAAGACCCAGAACCACGUGACAACGUCGACACCAUUGUCGUGCCCCAGGACCCCGAGUCUCCCAACAACUUGAUCGAGGGCUCCUUCAAAGGCAGCAGCGGAGGUGGAGGUGGCGGCGGUAGAGGCGGCGGCGGUGGCGGUAGAGGCGGCAGCUCGUCCUCUUCCGGUUCCUCUUCCGGUUCCAAAGGCACGUCGUCGGGAUGGUCUUCCUCCAGCUCCAACUCGAACAAGGGCGGUAAGGACGCGACCCCAAACACGAACACGGGUGGCGGCUCGCCACCCCCCGCCGGCAUCGUUGUCGCCCCAGUCCCAGGUACACACGUCCGUGGUGGCGCAUCCGAACUGGGCGCCAACAUGCUGGGCGCAGCGUGCGUCGCGGCGGCGGUCAUUGCGGCGGUGUAG